Messenger RNA from Racocetra persica, 158 nucleotides. NCBI's taxonomy places the organism in Eukaryota, Fungi, Glomeromycota, Glomeromycetes, Diversisporales, Gigasporaceae. The record is from the annotation of a GenBank genome assembly.
CGAAUAUUGAAAAAGCCUUAAAAUACGAAAUUAACAAGCACCAAACAUUAUUUUCACAAGGGCAAAAACCCCCAACCAGUCAAACACUUGGAUUUGACGAGGCUCAACAAAUUACUAUUGCCCACCGAGAAAAAACCGAUUACUACUAUUUGCCAGAA